Planococcus citri (citrus mealybug) is the source of this 6687-nucleotide messenger RNA. RefSeq lists its product as uncharacterized. The transcript has a single exon. Gene Ontology annotation, molecular function: structural molecule activity. The record is from RefSeq and is a predicted model, not a curated record. The coding region runs from base 1 to 951 and encodes 316 amino acids. NCBI's taxonomy places the organism in Eukaryota, Metazoa, Arthropoda, Insecta, Hemiptera, Pseudococcidae.
AUGGAUUAUCGUUAUCAAAGAUAUCUAAGAUGCAUGGAGGUAAUGCCUGAGCCCGUAGGUACUUCUAGUCCUAUUUAUGGCAGAGGUAUUAUCAAUUCUAUGAUUAAUAAUUUACCAUUUGAAAUGCAUAUGCCUGGCUACAAUUAUUUAGGUCCUGGUACCAAGCUUGAAAAGAGAUUGAAUGCAGGCAGCCAACCAACAAAUAAACUUGAUGAAUUAGCUAUGAAUCACGAUAUAGCGUAUUCAAAGUCUAAAAAUUUGGAUGAUCGUCAUGCUGCUGAUUAUGAUUUACAAGAAGGAGCUUGGAAACGUGUGUUGGCAGAUGAUGCAGGGUUGGGAGAAAAAGCAGUAGCAUGGUUAACAACUAAUGCCAUGAAAGCUAAAAGAGCUUUAGGUGCUGGCUUGCUAACAAAGUACCCUGUAUCUCUGGAACCAGCAGAGCAAGAAAAACUUGCAGCAGCUGUACAGGCACAGAAAGGUGUUUCCUUAAAAGUUAGUACUAUACGUACCAAAGAAUCUGUGAUGAGUGAGUCCUACUUACCACUAACAAAAAGUCAGAUUGCAAAUCUUAAAAAAGGUGGCAGUGGUAAGAAAACCAUUAGAUUAUCAGCUGCUCAGGUUGAAAAGGUCAAGUCUGGAGGUUACCUUAAAACAAUGCUUCAGUAUGGUCCUGCAGCCAUAGGUGCUGUUUCUGCUCUUGUUGAUCUUUUCAAAAGUAAGGAAAAAGAUGGCAAAGGUGUUUACAUCAACAAGAAACCUAGAGGUUCAGGAGUUUACAUUAAUAAAAAACCAAAAAGUGGUGAAGGUGUUUACAUUAAUAAGAAACCUAAAGGUUCAGGUGUUUACAUCAAUAAAAAACCAAAAAGUGGUGAAGGUGUUUACAUUAACAAGAAACCUAAAGGUAAUGGUCUUUUGGAUGAACUUCUAAAAAAAAAAAAGCUACUCCAUUGAAUAAUUUGGAAUUGACAGAGUAUGCCAUUCAAUUAAAAAUACCUUUCUUUAGAGGUGUAUUCAUGCGUGAUAAGUUACCAACAAAAAUUUUAAAUAAUGAAUCUGCUAUUGUGAAUUUAGAUUCAAGCUCUGGUCCAGGUACUCAUUGGGUUGCAUAUGUGAAACGUGGUCAAAAUGUAGAAUAUUAUGACUCUUUUGGUGUUGCCCCACCAGCUGAACUACUUGUUUACUUUGGAAAGAAAGCCAAGGUAAUUUAUAAUUAUGAGCAAGAUCAAAAAUUAAGUCAAGUCAUUUGUGGUCAUUUGUGUUUGAAGUUUCUACAUAAAUACAUAUGAUUUCAAAACUUUGAUAUUUGAAAAAUGGAUUUAGCUCUUGAAUUGCACAAACCUGUGAUUAAAAAAUUUAAAACGCGCCAAAUCAUCACCAAAGGUAUUGAUCACAUUUGGCAAGCUGAUUUAUUAAUCAUGACACAGUAUAAAAAAGAAAAUGAUGGCUACACCAAUAUUCUGAAUGUUAUAGACUGUUUUAGCAAAUAUGCUUGGUGUAUACCUCUGAAAUCAAAGUCUGCCAAAGAUGUUACUGAAGCAUUUCGAAAAAUACUCAAGGCCAAAAGACCUAAUCGAAAACCUAAAUUGCUGCAUAUUGAUCGUGGUAAAGAAUUUGUAAAUUCUACUUUCAAAAAAUUGUUGAAGGAAUAUAACAUUACCAUGUACCAUACAUUCACUGAGAUCAAAGCAGCCAUGGUAGAAAGAUUUAACAGAACAUUAAAUGAGAAAAUGAAGCUACAUUUCGAAGUUAACCAAAAUCAUCAUUGGAUAAAAAUUCUACCAAAGCUUGUUAACGAAUAUAAUAAACACGACAUACAUAGAUCUAUAGGUAUGACUCCUGCUUCUGUUACAACAAAAACAGAACCAGUAGUUUAUCAACGUUUGUACGGGUUAAAAAAAUUUAAAUUACCAAAACCUACACUUAAAAUAGGCGAUCGUGUUCGAAUAAUUGCUUACAGAUAUACAUUUGCAAAUAAGUACUCGAGAAGAUGGACAAAAGAAAUUUUUAUAAUUGAUAAGGUACACUAUACAGUACCCAUAACAUAUACCAUAACAGCUUUGGAUGGUGAAAUAAUCAGUGGAAAGUUUUACACUCAAGAGUUACAAAAAACAAAAUUUUAACUAUAAAUAGAGGUAUGGAUGCUGCUACUGCUCAUUAUUAAAAUGGGUUCGGUACAGAUACCUUCUGUUCUACGUGCUGCUGUAUUAGGAUCUGUUGAUAGAGAGAUUCAGGAAAAUGUGCUGCAAAAAAUAUUGAGAUUCAAAAAAUACUAUGGCCAGAUCUUCAUAUGUUCUACAAAACCAAAUAUUUUCAAUUUGGACCAAAAUGUGUUGACUUUCACCGAUAUAGGAGACUUACCAAAACCACUGCCACCAAAUUCAGUGGUAAUUCUGGAAAAUAUAGCUGCUUGUAAAUCUCUUAAGCGUCUCAUUAAACAACAGAAUGUUUCCUGCAUUUACUUGUGCAAAACGUACAGAGAAUUACCUUCAGAUCUAAGUUGGCCUCUCAAUUAUGCAGUUCUAUUCCAACAGUCUGAAACUGAUAUUGCACAGUUUCAUUCUGAACAAAUUUUUGGUAUGUCCUCUGCUUUAUUUGCAGAUCUGUGUGAAUUUGUUUGGGAUUCCCCUUCUUCAGAAAAAGAUUAUCUGGUAGUUGAUAUUUCCAAGUGGAUAUAUAUGAAAAAUUUCAGGUUUUCGGUUAGGCUUCCUGCGCAUGCGCAAAUCAUACCAAAAAAAGUAUAAAUACAACCACACUAACAGUUGGUCGUCAUUACAUCUCUAGCAACCAUGGCGAACACAUCUCGUUUUCGUGCUAUCAUCAUGGCUAUUGUAGAAUUAUUCUUGUUAUGCGUACGACUCUUCAGACGUUCUCAUAAUAUAGAUAUUCAAGAGCUGCAUCCGUUCGAUUGGGAAGCUGGUGGUGAUUAUUGUUGUCUGAAGCAUUGUUUCAAUACUGCUAUGAUUACUACUGUUGUUGAUGGUCUAGCUUGUCGGGUGUGUGGUUCUUUUUGCAUCUGCUACUGCAAAUGUGUAACCUAUAUGGAGUGGCUUCAUCGAAAGAAAUUACAACAACGUCUCAUUGAAGAAGAACUGAAGAGAAGACGUAAACACCCUGAAUGCCCAAACUGCAAAUGCUAUCCCAAACAUCUAUAAAAGACACUACACUGGCUAUUGUCCUUAAUUCCAAUAUUCCAUUUCGAUUUUGAUUCUGAAGCUGAAGAUUAGCACUGUGUACCAAGUUAUCCCCACCACAACAAAAAAAAAACCCUUUUCAGGGCUAUAAAUACAAGUACAAUAACAUCUGAAGCUCAUUUAUGAUCAUGGCUUUUGUACCGACAACACGUUGCAGUUCCUGCAUGCCUCUGUAUCAACCAAGUUCGUUACUACUUUUGUGUGGUAAUAAAAUUAUUGAUUGUAUCGAGUCAGUAGAGGAUAUCAAUUCUUUACAUCUACCAAAUACAUUAAAAAGUCAACUGGAAGAGUUGGUUCCAGAAGUAAGUUCAGAAUCAGACUGUCUGGGGUGUGGUAGCAGCUCGGAAGACAGUGAUGAUGGUGGUUGUUGUGGCGGUGGGGGUGGUAUUGGUGGGGGUUAUUUUGCAUGCAAUCUUUGUUAUGCAGACAAACGUUCAGAUUGUGACUGUUCAGUUUGCCCUCGUUGUCGUAGGAAAACACCAGAGUAUAAGGUAGCCUAUGAAAACGGAUACUGUAACAGGUGUGAUUGCAAAUGCUGUAAAUUUUGCAAGUGGUGUAAGCGAAAAUUCUGCACAAUUUCCUAUACUUGUGCUAGCGAUUACUGUGUCUUAUGCCACUACUGCCUCCCCCACCCUUGCAAAUACCCAAAGGCCUAGUCAUAAAUACGAGUGUUUAGUCACUUACAAGUCAUUCUUAAUUAGUAUGCCAAACUUAGUAGAACUAGCUUCAAUGACUUCACUAGUGCAAAUUGAUUGUGCAGCUAGUCCUGUUAAAAUAACCUACCAUCCAAUGGCUCUUCAACUGCAAGCUGCAGAUAAAAUAAUCGACAACAUUAACUCGCUAUUGAAAAUAUUACAACUACCACUGCCCAAUAUUAUAAUUGAGCACUUGAUAGAAUUAUACAUCAAGUACCAUGAUGCAGGCUACUUCAGUAUGGAUGAAGAAGACAACGAUUCCGAUUAGUUCCACAAAUUACCCCCACCACUUUCAGAAAUGUAUAAGUAGAGCUACACCAACAUCUCAGAGUCAUUAUACAUCUGACACUCAUACACGAUGGACGUCUCUAUCAAGAACUUUAAUGAUGUCAACGAGAAGAAGCCCUUUGAAAAAUUUACCAACUUUACCAUUGGUACUACUUUCAAUGUUAAAACGUUUUUCAAAUGCAAAACUGUCUACGGACAAUCAGUUGUUGUCGAGACAGAUGAAUAUCUGUUUCACUUACCUUCUCGAUAUACUCACCUAUUCGAUACAGAUGAGAAGUUGCAGGCUUGGAAAGAAGAAAAAAAUCUUCGCAUCACUUACACAGAUCUGCGUGGAAAAUCAGUAUUCUUAACGUUACACCAAUCUUCUUAAGUUUAUAAGUUUGUUAAUUUUUAUAAUUGUAAAAAUAUAAAAUGUAAAAAAAAAUAUAAAGAAUAAAAAAAUAUAAAAAAAAUAUAAAAAAUAAAAAAUGUAAAAAAAAUAUAAAAAAUAAAAAUGCAAAAAAAAAAUUUGAAAAAAAAAAAAAAAAAAAAAAAAAGUAGACGGGACACUUUGGGUUGGCGCCGGAAAGUCUAGGACCCCCAAAGUGACCCGCCUACUACUCAUCUCAUCUAAUUCGUAAAAUUCGGUGAAAAAUUCGAAAUAUUUUAUUAUACUUAUAUUCUACUUUAUAAAAAAUUAAAAAUAUACAGAAAGACAAAACUUUUAAAGUAAAAAAAAAAGAGAAGAAAACGCAGAAAAAUCCAGUGGGUAGUUCUUCUUUUUAUUCAGCAUUCUUGCAAUUUUUUACUUGAAACAGAUGAUAUGUGGGUAUCUCAAAUAAAAUAAUUGAAUUCUUUUCAACUUUUUACUUUACUUUACGAUAAAAAAGGAUCACUAUUCUUGAAAAUUUUUCUACAGCUGGGGUCAAAUUUUUCCAAAUUUUGGCGGCGAGUGUAGAAUGGAAUAAAGUAUGAACUCAGAAUCAGAAACAUCGAAAAAAAAUAAAUAAAUAUGCAUAAUAGAAAAAAUUAAAUACUUUCUUUUUUAAAAAAAACUAAUUGUUAAUAUUUUCAAUAACGUUUUGUCGAUGUACUCGUAGAUCUUUACGAGUAUGGAAAAAAUUGAGAAAAUUAUGAGAAAGGUACUCCAGUUGAUCGAAUUAGAAAUUUAAGAUUUCAUUGGGCGUGAACAAAAAAUCCAACAUUUUUAAAAAUAUUGAUAUACUCGUAAAUGAGGAAAAUAGGUCUUAGAUUUUAAUUAAUCAUAAUGGUUCGUGAUUUGUGAACAGGGACCAAACAAAAGAUUGAAAGCACAUGCAAAAAUACCUCACCAACCAAAAUUCUGGGUACUCACAUAGAUUCAUUUUUCAAUUUUUGGCGAAUUUCCGAAAAUCAAAUUUUGGCCAAGAAACCGAAAUUGAAUUAAAAUUUUACGAGCUUCAGCUAAACUUUGAUGUAUAUCCAAUUUUCAACCUCUUAAAUUGAUCGAAAGCAGUUUCAAGCCUUUAUGAGCAGUUUAGAAGGCUCCAGUAAAUUUUUAGAAAUCAAAACUUACAAAAUCGCACUAACUCAAUUUUGAAAGCUGAUAGAUUUGGUAAGUACCACAUAUUUAACCCUACAAAUCGAUUGAAGCAGGUUUCUAGUCCGUUGGGGCUGUCAACCCCCCUCCCAGCCGUUUCUCAGUCGGAAUUUUUGGCAAAAUUUCACACAAGUCGACAAAACAGAAUACAGAAAAAAUUGGCGAUUCCCCUCUCCAAAAAAAAAAAAAAAAAUACCUGACGGUAAAAAAGAGGUGUUUUGAAAAAGAACACUCGAGGGAGGCGGGUCACCUUUACCCUUCUUUUUUUUACCCUGACGUAUUUUUGGAGGUAAAACAUGUCAAACGAUUUCCAAGAGUAGAUUUUGCCAGUUCAAAAUUACACAUUUCUUCAGCAAUAUCAUGGCAAAAAAAUUGAAAUAUGGUGCCAAAAUGACAGAAAACAAUUUCUAAAAAAAUUGCCCAAAAAUUGGUUAAAGGCUUCAAAACUGUUCAAAAAUACUGUAGGGCAAAAAAAAGGUACAUGUCAAAUUUCAGCUUUUUAGCUCUUCUUCUUCUUCAUCAUUCACUCGUAUCAGAGCAUCGUGACUACGGAGCCUUCCCAAUCAGCUGCCUCCAACCUUCUCUGUCUUUGGCCUGCCUAUAGUGGAUUCCCUAAGGGUGAGCCCUGUAGCCUUUUUGAUAAGGUCCGUAUACCUUGUGGGCGAUCUCCCGAACGACCUCUUUCCCUCUACUUGUCCCUGUACAGUCAGCUCCUCUAGGUUGUCUAUGUCCAAAAUAUCUCAGGAUCCUUUUUCUUACAAUGGUGUUGAGUCUAUCUUUCACACCUAGCUCUUCCAGUAUUGACCUGUUUGUUCUUUUCUUGGUCCAUGAGAUUCUAAGCAUUCGUCUAUAGCAAUACAUUUCAAAUGCAUCUAUCCAACUCUGGUAUGUUUUCUUCACUGUCCAUGUCUUGGAGGCAUAUAGGAAUAUUGAGAAUACAAGCGUUUUUACAAUC